ACAAAACAAGAAAAAAAGAACAAGAAAAGCAACAAGCACUCAAGUACAUACAUACGCUUGUUAAGCACAGUUGCUGCUCUGCGUCUUCUGUUUUCGUUUGCAUUUAGCAUCUCUCUCUCUCUCUUGCUCUCUUGCUCUCUUGCUCUCUCUCUCUCUCUCUCUCUCUCUCUCUCUCUUGUGCGGAGAGACUCUUUGGGUUUCUGGAGCAAUCCGCGCCAACUGUAACUACUACUUUUUACUCUACACACUUCACGCACAACCAUUUCGUUCAUGAAAACCCUACUGUGCUGAGAAAGUGUGGGAAUCGGGGUAGGGUUUAGGGUCUUGAAUCGAAUUGACGGAUAAUAGGGAAUUUCCAGGUUGAUAAAAUUUAUGCACUAGGACCUGAAGCUGAGCUUGUAGAGCAGCAUGGGAUUUGAUAAUGAAUGCGUAUUGAAUAUCCAAUCUCUUGCCGGAGAGUACUUUUGUCUGGUUUGUAGUCUGCUUGUCUACCCGAUGAAGCAUUGCAGUGACAGUGCACUCAUCUAUACUAGAAGCCAUGUUUGACAUUCGUUGUGAGCCCUACCUGACAGUUCCCAAAUGACAGCUACUUAGUGACAGAAGCCGAUGCCAAGCUACUUGUUGAACCGAAUAAGACCCCCCCUGAAACCGUAGGAAAAAUAGCAGAUCAUUGCCUCUAGCACAGGAGUGGAUGCACAUGGCAGGGACCUCUGGAUGUGCCUUUGGCAAUUCUUCUGUAGGAUGCAACAGGUGUGGAAUCCAAAUUGUGCAUCGUCAGGUGCAGGAGCAUGCUCAAAAUUGCCCUGGUGUGCAGCCUCAAGCGCAGCAGACUGAUGGUGCUUUGGACACUUCAGCUUCUGGCACAUCAGCUACUGCUGAUCAGACCCAGGCUGCCACUCAGUCAGGAGUAGCGAAGUCUCAGGCCCAGGUUUUUCAAAUUUCAAGUGUCACUCCACCUGGAUCUGAUCCAGAUCAGAAAGCAAACUCUAGUUCUCAAGCUGUUGUUCAAGCUGCUGUGCCAACUGCUGAACAGUGGUACCAACAUCAGCAACAAUAUCAACAGUACUACCGGCAGAACUACUUUACCUAUCAACAGGCAGCAGUUCAACAAUCACAGCAGCGGCAUUUGCAAUCUCAUUUACCAUACAGGACAGUCCAGCAUCAACCUCGGGCAUACUUGCAAUCUCAGCCCCAAACUCAACCUUCACUACGGGCCCAACUAUCUCAAUCUCAAUCUCAACCCCAACCCCAAAUUCAGCCCCCACAUGUGCAGGUUCCUGUUGCCGCUCAAACUCAAAAUCAGGCACAAGUGAACAAACAGCAGCAACUUCACCCUGCAGUGCAGACUUAUCCAGCUGCUCGUAGGCAGCCACUCCCUCAAUCUCUACAAUAUUUCCAAGCUCCAUCCCAUUCACAACCACAUCCUCAGCAUGUGCAAAUGCCUCAUAAUCAGCAGGCCCAAAUUCAGCAACAUACCCACUCCCAGAUUCACCCGCAACACCAUCCCAUUUCUCAACCCCAACCUCAUUCACAACCUCAGCCACAGCCACAAGCACAGCUUCAACAGCAUCCCCAGCCCCAUCCCCAACUUCACCCUUCUCAGUCCAUGAAUACUACCGUCCAGCCUCAGACACAACAUCCAUCAUCUCAUGCAGUGACUGGUAAUCACUUGUACCCUCAACCUCACCUUCACCAACCAGUGCAGUCAGGCGCCCCACAACAACAUACUACGGACAUGCAAUCUCAUGGUGUACCUCACUCUCAGUCACGAACUCCUGUUCAAAUACAGAGUCAAUCCCCUCAACAACCCCCAGUCAUGCGGCUGCCCCCAUCUCAUAUUCCAAACCAGCAGCAGCCAGCUUUGUUGCCUUUUCCUGGUCAAAUCCGAAACAUUAAUCCUGCAAAACAGCAGCUGGUUCACUCUUAUGCUCAGCAACCUGGGAAUACUGUUCAACAACGCCCUCUUAUGCAUGCAGUUCAACGAUCGAUUCCUCGUCACCAUCGGCCCUAUGUACAACAGCAACCACCUACACAGUUACAUCCCCGGGGUCAAUCUCAUUCAUUCCCUCUACAUGUUCAUGCCUAUACGCAGUCUCAGCGGAACAUUGCAUUGUCUCAGGGCAUUCAACUUAGCCAGUCUAAUAUUGGCGGAAGUGGAAGGCCUAUGAUGCCAAUUCAUGGAGUACAAUCUCAGACCUCUGUACAAACCACUGGAGGUCUUCACUUGAGGCCAGUGCAUCCUGCUGUAAAUCUUCCAUCUACAAAUCAGAGCAAUAUGGUCAGAACAAAGAACCUAGUGCAAUCUGGAGCGAACUCGAGACCAACUACGUCUGAGAGGCAUGCUGAGCAAGAAUCUGAGUCAUCAGCUCAGCAAAUUGCUAAAAAUGUUACACAUGAUGUGGGUACAGCAUCUGCUGUGGUAGGUGAUGCCGAGGUUAAAACUGUGAAAUCUGAGAUGGAUAUGAAGUCCAUUGAUAAUGAGUAUAAACCUACUGGUGAAGAUAAAACUAAUCAUGGUGAUACAUCUUCCAAGGAGAUUCCAGAUAUACAUGCACUUGAAAAUGGAGAGUCUGUAAGUCAAUCAAUGUUGAAUGCGGCUGAUCAAAAUAAGGUACGAAAGUUGGGGGUGGCAAGAGGGAGGCAUUAUAGAGGGGUGAGGCAGAGGCGGUUGGGGAAGUUCACGGCUGAGAUUCGGGACCCAGCUAAGAAGGUAUCCAGAAACAGAGUGUGGCUUGGGUGCUACGAGACCUCUGAGGAAGCGGCUUUGGCUUAUGACAGAGCCGCCUACCGCAUACAUGGCUCCAAGGCUUUGCUCAAUUUCCCAAUCUGCCACACCAGAUUGCCUUGAACGAGCCUCCACCUGUCCGAGUCAGCGGCAAGCUCAAAGAACCGGAGAAAGAGGCUGCCACUGCUUCAACAACGCCGAAAUCCAGUAAGAGGACCACUUCUCGGCGGCUGACCAUGAUCAUCAAGCAAAUGUAUUUCGGACAAUGCAAAAGAAUAGUAUGGGUCUGCUGUCACUUGGCGAGAAACUAUUGCAAAUCGUGGUCAGGUUGGUGGGGUGAUUGUAGACCGGCAAGACAGACUUAUACUUACUCUCCUUUUCUUUCCAAGCUUGGAGUUGUGGAUCCAAAAGCUACCGCGGAAAGGACUUUCAAUGUAGGUGUUGACGAGGUUGUGAACUUGCUUUUGUGCUCUUUAGUCCCUAAGACGCCCUUUACUGAUAUGCUGCUCAAGCCUAAACCAGAAGCACAAUUGAUCAACGAAUUUUGUGAUCGAAUAUCUAUAAUUUCUCAAGUGGCAGAAUACACCAUGCAUGGUGAUCCAAACAUUUCUUUUACACUUAUAGUUAGCUAGUCAACCAAGAAGGUUUGCUAUGCUGAAGCAGGGGAGGAUUUUGUAGUUUUUUUUCUUCAGUUUCCUUGUUGUUCCACUUGGGUUUGUACUGAAGCAGAUAGGCGAUGGUUCUUCUUGGAAAGGAUGCAUUGAUAACUUGUACAAGAGUGUAGAAGAUAUUGAUGGCCAAUACUUGAAGUCAACUUCCCACAAAACAAUUUUACUUAGUUCCAAGCUAGCCCCUGGUUUUAGCUAUGCUAACCAUCCUUUAGGAAUCGAGGGAGCCACUUUUCACUCUAAUGAAUCAGAGAAACCAGUUUUUGUAGACCCCAAACCACCCUAUAUUGAAGAUGAUUGUGUUGGAGGAUUCUUAAGAGCUCCGGCAAUGUUCAUGGUAACUGAUAGCCUGAUCGUAAGGUGGAGGGGAGUUACCUGUCACUGACAUUGAAGUGCAAUGAAUCUUGGCAAGGUGGAGACCUGAACUUCUACUUGGGGUGUCCAACUAUGAUGGGUUGAAGUUGAACAGAAGAAGGAUUUGAGUCUUUUGGUGGCUGCUUUUCUUUUUUACUCUCCUCUAACUGAUUUCUAUAGGAUGACAGAUCAAGAACAUUAAGAGGCUGUUUUUAAAAGCUAUCGUCGGAAGCCCAUUGCUUUUGAAAUGAUCGAGUUGUUUUAUUUGUACCAAAAACUUUCUACUGCUCAACUUUAAAGGGAAACAGCUUUUUGUGAAAAACAGAGGAGGAUAUGUAUUUGUUGAAAACAUGAGCACCAGUAGACAAAUUGUUGUUUGGGGCUA
Prunus avium (sweet cherry) is the source of this 4132-nucleotide messenger RNA. The record is from RefSeq and is a predicted model, not a curated record. Lineage: Eukaryota; Viridiplantae; Streptophyta; Magnoliopsida; Rosales; Rosaceae.